This is a messenger RNA of Cavia porcellus (domestic guinea pig), 1030 nucleotides long. It is a transcript of the gene Dctn6, whose product is annotated as dynactin subunit 6. NCBI's taxonomy places the organism in Eukaryota, Metazoa, Chordata, Mammalia, Rodentia, Caviidae. The record is from RefSeq and is a predicted model, not a curated record. Gene Ontology annotation, biological process: mitotic spindle organization. The transcript is spliced from 7 exons. Gene Ontology annotation, molecular function: dynein complex binding. The coding region runs from base 120 to 692 and encodes 190 amino acids. Gene Ontology annotation, cellular component: dynactin complex.
UCCGCCCCACGGCCCCGCCCCCCUUUAGCCCCGCAGGCUGCGCAAUCGCGUGUGGAGAUCAUCGCUCUAUCCAGGCAGAGGCGUCGAUCUCCACUCGCGUAGGAGCCCAAGGCGGUACCAUGGCGGAGAAGACUCAAAAGAGUGUGAAGAUUGCUCCUGGAGCAGUUGUAUGUGUAGAAAGUGAAAUCAGAGGUGAUGUAACUAUAGGACCGAGGACAGUGAUCCACCCUAAAGCACGAAUUAUUGCAGAAGCUGGGCCGAUAGUGAUUGGUGAAGGUAACUUAAUAGAAGAACAGGCCCUGAUCAUAAAUGCUCAUCCAGACAAUAUCACCCCUGACACUGAAGAUCUGGAACCCAAACCCAUGAUCAUUGGCACCAAUAAUGUGUUCGAAGUGGGCUGUUAUUCCCAAGCCAUGAAAAUGGGAGAUAAUAAUGUCAUUGAGUCGAAAGCAUACGUAGGCAGAAAUGUAAUACUGACAAGUGGCUGCAUCAUUGGGGCUUGUUGCAACCUAAACACUUUUGAAGUCAUCCCUGAAAACACAGUUAUCUAUGGUGCAGACUGUCUUCGCCGGGUACAGACUGAGCGGCCACAGCCCCAGACACUCCAGCUGGAUUUCUUGAUGAAAAUCUUGCCAAAUUACCACCACCUAAAGAAGACUACGAAAGGAAGCUCAACUCCAGUUAAGAACUGAGAGCUGCAUGUGAUAUUGAGAUAAAUCAUGUCUUGUCUAAAGCCCACAAUGUUUGUGCAUUCUUAGCAGCUCAUAGCAUAAUACGUGUUGACUUUCUUGUGUAAAAUUAAGUUAGAAUGGUAAUGGAUUUCAUUGUAACUAUUCUUUAUAAUUUAUACAAAAUGCAUUUUUCCUAUGUCCUUGCUCCUUUUCUGAUAACUUACAGAUUUCAAUUUUUCUUUUGUUAUAUAAGAUGUCAGCCAAAAAUUUGUUAUGUAAAAUCUACCUGUGAGAGGAAAGGAUAUAUUGUUAUGUAUUUAUAUUCUAGCAUAUACUAAAUAAAAUUGCUGGUGGCAGGA